Molecule: messenger RNA, 1189 nt
Organism: Balearica regulorum gibbericeps (East African grey crowned-crane)
Lineage: Eukaryota; Metazoa; Chordata; Aves; Gruiformes; Gruidae
Source: RefSeq, a predicted model, not a curated record
AGUUUGCAGUGCAGCCUGCUCCAGCAGUGACCUACAGAACUUCUGGUGGGAUCCUUGAUUUCUAUAUCUUCUUGGGGAACACUCCAGAGCAAGUAGUCCAGGAGUACCUGCAGCUCGUGGGACUGCCAGUAUUGCCUUCCUACUGGAGUCUGGGCUUCCAGAUCAGCCGCUGGAAUUACGGGUCUUUGGAUGAGGUGAAGAAAGUUGUGGAGAGGAACAGGGCGAUUGGACUCCCUUACGAUGCUCAGAUCACCGAUAUUGACUAUAUGGAGGAAAGGAAAGAUUUUACUUAUGAUAAAGUGAAGUUUCAAGAUCUCCCUAAUUUUGCAGCUUAUAUGCAUGAAUAUGGACAAAAAUAUAUUAUCAUAUUGGAUCCUGCUAUUAGCACACAAAAUCUAGUUGACGGUAGUCCAUAUGGAAGCUACAUCAGGGGACAGAGCAAAAAAGUCUGGGUUAAUGAAUCAGAUGGAGUAACACCAUUACUUGGGGAGGUGUGGCCAGGGGAAACUGUCUUCCCAGAUUUCACCAACCCAGAGUGCACUAGCUGGUGGGUGGAAGAAUGCAAACUGUUCUAUAACACAGUGCCAUAUGAUGGGAUCUGGAUUGAUAUGAAUGAAAUAUCCAACUUCGUUCAAGGCUCAAAAACAGGUUGUGCGCCGAAUGACUUGAACUAUCCUCCUUUCACUCCCAGUAUUCUUGAUAAGCUCAUGUUUUCCAAGACACUUUGUAUGGAUGCAGUGCAGACAUGGGGGAAACAUUACGACGUCCACAGUCUUUAUGGAUAUUCCAUGGCCAUAUCAACGCAGAAAGUUAUCGAAGCACUGUUUCCUGGAAAACGAAGCUUCCUUAUUUCGAGGUCUACUUUUGUUGGAUCAGGAAAGCACACAGGACACUGGCUGGGAGAUAAUGCAGCAACAUGGGAUCACUUAAAAUGGGCAAUACCUGGAAUACUGGACUUUAACCUCUUUGGAAUUCCUUAUAUUGGAGCAGAUAUUUGUGGCUUCUUUGAUGACACCACAGAAGAACUUUGCAGACGAUGGAUGCAAGUAGGAGCAUUUUACCCAUUUUCCAGGAAUCACAAUUCUGAAGGAUUCAUAGAUCAGGAUCCGGCUGUGUUUGGACCUGAUUCAGUCUUGGUGAAAACCUCCAAGUAUUACUUGAAUAUUCGCUACACUUUGCUGCCCUACCU